GAGCCCUGCCUGCCACCGGCCUCAGGAGAAAGUAAACAACACCCCAAGUGUCUGGGAACAAAGGCAAGUUGUCUUUCCACGGUGCUCGAGUCCUGCGUCUCUCCUGAAGAAUAAGAGCUAUUAUUAUUCUUUCUUUUCUUCUCCUUUUUUUAAAACCAAGUUUCCUUCUAAGGGAAAUAAACACCAAAGGUAGGAUUCCAAGGAAAUGACUCAGGGCAGCUGGCGAGGCUGGACCCGGCCCGCGCUCCAGCCCGCAGCGGAUCCCGCCCGGCCCUCCCUCCGUCGCCCGCCAAGCCCACUCCGAGCCCGCGGCUGCGGGAGCGCCCUGCGCAUCCGUAGGACCGGGGCUGUGGGGACACGGCCGCACCUCCCGCCGGCGUCCGCCCAGUCCGCGCCACCCCCAGCCUCUGCCGCCCCAGCCGGACACUCGGGAAAGUUGCGAGGGAGGAGGAGGCGGGAGGGGAGGAAGGGAGGAGAGAGGCGGAGGCGUGGACCAGGCGGGCAGCAGCCGAGCCCGCCGGGGAGACCUGGCGGCAUCCCUCCUGCCGACUGACCCUCGUUCCCUAGGAUAAGGGAUUGAGUGGCCACCGAAGACCCUGGGGUCUCACCAGACCUGCGGUCCCCACCCGCCUCUGGACUCCGCUCGGUGCGCGAGGGCGGCAGCCGGAGCAGCCAGGGAGGCGGCGGUUCCCGCCCCGGGAAAGGCGCCGCGGCGCACCCCAGCCCCGCGAA
Messenger RNA from Rhinolophus ferrumequinum (greater horseshoe bat), 732 nucleotides. Its product is annotated as RNA-binding motif protein, X chromosome-like. The transcript has 2 exons. The record is from RefSeq and is a predicted model, not a curated record. NCBI's taxonomy places the organism in Eukaryota, Metazoa, Chordata, Mammalia, Chiroptera, Rhinolophidae. The coding region runs from base 206 to 553 and encodes 115 amino acids.